AUGAUAAUAUUGCUAGUUCAGACUUCCAACUCAACUGGAGACAGUAAAAUAAACAUCUCACACAGUUCAGACCGGGGCUUUGAAUCGUCCCGGUCGUUGCAUACUUCCGGUUCACGCCAUGUAUCUUCACGACCAAAUAUCGUUGAAUCGGGGCACAGUACGGACGGUCUUGACUCUGAAGAUCCGGAAGCAGAAGAGGAAUCUGACCCAGAAGAGACCAGAGGUGGCGGGGCGGAGAUGAAUGAUAAUCAGUCUCAGCUAUUUCGUCAGUGGCACGAUUAUGUGGCCAGUAAAUUGACUGCCAGUCGCGCCCGGAUUUGGACCGAGGUUUCUGGACGUGUGGAACCCAUACUGAAAUGUGUCGGACAAUGUGCCACCGAAAUGCAAUUCGAUCAGAUUUCCUCUGUGCUGAAAACAGUGAAUCAUUUGGUCACGAUUGGAGAAGAGUUCUGUGGCAGUCUGUCCACUGACCUUCUGGAAGUGUUGCGCACCUCGAUCUACAAANUCUUUCGAGAUUUCCAUCGCCAGAAACGGUUGUUUGAAGCUCCCUAUGUGGAGCACCAGUUCCCGGUUCCGGCCGAUUCCGCAUCUCCAAUCCCCCAGACGGCCGACGCAGAUACACAGCUGCCCGCCAUCGGUACACCAACACGCAGUUUUUUGGAUCGGGCAAAACAGAAAAUCGAGUCUCCACUGGCUCAGCGCAUUGUCGCCUCGUCUACCGGCGAAACUCUAACCAGUCAUCAAAAGAGUCCACUACUGUCCAACACAACUCUGGAGGUUCUACGUCUGAUUGGUCGAUAUUUACAAAUGAUAAACUUGCUGCAACCGAUUGCGGGUGAAGUGAUGAAUUGUGUUCGUCAGAUGUUUGACUAUUACUUGUACUCGCUACUGGAUUCACCCGAUUUACCAGAGCGUUUGGGUCUGACACUGAAGCGCAUUGCAGAACGUCUAAUCGCUGAGGAAGGACACCCAUCCGUUCUGAAAGGGGUUUUGCUUCCCUAUCUCUCCAUGUCCAUUCCGGAACACAAACGCGGUAUCAUUGUGGUUUUCCGCGAGCAAUCCCUACUUGUGGCUCNAACUUCGCGAGCCAUGUGCCCUGCAAACCAUUCCAAUUUUGAUCAACCUCAUGUUACCCAGAGCUAUCAUUUGGCAACCGGAGGCAGCACAAACGCAAUCAUUGCAUCUGGCUUUGGGAAACUGUGGCCCCUGGCAGCAUCCGGACACCCGCUAAACAUCGCUCACAAAUCCGAAAACGGGACGGGAACCCGGCCUACAGAUACGGCAGACGCUAACCCAUUGGUGCCACUGGUACGUGCAGUCAACUGGGUGAGCAAACAAAUGGCCACCAUCCCCAACGCAUACAUCAAUCGCAUUCACACCCAAAUACUGAUUCCGUUCGCCUCGGGGCUACAAAUCACUACACAGCGGUUCGGACUGAGUGAGACCAAUCGAACGAUGCUCUGGGGCAAAAUGCUUACGUGUUUAGCUGAGUAUCUGGUCAACGCGUACAGUCACGUGCAUGCUUGUUCGGACGAGGGGCGCGGUCAAAUGUUACUGGACGUCCGAUCCUUGAGAGAUUUGGCCGAGUCUGUUUGUAAAAUCCGACCAUUUCCCAAACUGGAUUACGUAACUGAGUAUAUUCAAGCAUUCUACAUUCCUGCACACGAAUGGGAGCAUUGGCUGGCACAGACCGGGAUCAAGUUUUCCAAAUCACAGCUGACUGGACUAGCCCAUUGCUUGGCCAGAGGCGAUCGACGUCUACGCCACCGACUCUUAAACACAGUCAACCAGAUUUAUAACCACGCGGCACCCACCCCAACCGCCAAUUCGACAGUACUUGGUUCCAUUUCGACUACCAACAACACAACCUCCACGCUGUCCUCCGGUUAA
Molecule: messenger RNA, 1890 nt
Organism: Echinostoma caproni
Lineage: Eukaryota; Metazoa; Platyhelminthes; Trematoda; Plagiorchiida; Echinostomatidae
Source: the annotation of a GenBank genome assembly